AACAUUUCUCACAAAGUGAUUGGCUGAAAGGUUGCACUUGUCACUAUGUGUUGUCCUGCAGCUCUUAUGUUCUAUCACUCGGUUAGAUGAUCCUGUCAGGUCUAUGUUCCUGCUUGAAGGUGGUUGGAUACUCAACAUUAUAUCAACUGCAGUGGACCAGAGACAGUGCUCAGAGAGGUACCAGGUGAAGUCACACAUCAGAGCUACUAACCAACUACUUGUCAGUACAGUUGGAAUCAUACAGUAGAUAUUACCAUUACAAGUCAGUUAGAAAGGUUAUCAAACAGUUAGUUAAGAUGGAUGACUACGUCAACAAAGAGGUUGUUGAAAUUGACAAGGUUAUUGAAGAAAACCAGAAUGGAGCAAUGAGGAGAGUGACAACUGAGACACAUCCCUCAGGACCUGACGGUUCAGGGAUAAGACUCUACGGGAUGGUUGCUGUAAGCUUUGGGAUGCUGUGUGUUCUACAAGUCGCUCUCAACAUCUCCCAUCGACUAGAAUACUGUCUGACUGAAGAGAGAGACCAGCAACAGAGGGAGAAAGAUGAUUUUAUGGAAAAGUUCUCUAAUCCGGGUGAGUUUAUCUAAUACAUGAUCAUAAUAUUAAUUGUACAUGUUCAAUAUGCACAGGGCCGUAGCAACAUGAGGACAUUGAGGUGCUGACCUCAGUAACUGUUUCUAAUGAGAAACUUGAAUCAAAUAGAUUCUUAAUUUGACUGAGUUCUAAUCGCUCCUCUUUGUAAAUGAGUGGAAUCAAGAAAAGUGGCUUGUUUGUUCAGUUUGCCAGUCAACCCGCUUCGCGUUCCUAGGAAACUAUGCAGUAUUUAGUUUUUUU
Oncorhynchus kisutch (coho salmon) is the source of this 834-nucleotide messenger RNA. RefSeq lists its product as uncharacterized. Lineage: Eukaryota; Metazoa; Chordata; Actinopteri; Salmoniformes; Salmonidae. The record is from RefSeq and is a predicted model, not a curated record. The transcript is spliced from 3 exons. The coding region runs from base 297 to 587 and encodes 96 amino acids.